Mixia osmundae IAM 14324 is the source of this 243-nucleotide messenger RNA. RefSeq lists its product as uncharacterized. Bases 1 to 243 code for a protein of 80 amino acids. NCBI's taxonomy places the organism in Eukaryota, Fungi, Basidiomycota, Mixiomycetes, Mixiales, Mixiaceae. The transcript is spliced from 2 exons. The record is from RefSeq and is a predicted model, not a curated record.
AUGCUGCGUUUGCCGCUAGCGUGGAGUCCGACUUGGCAGAUAGACCUACUUCUGCGUGUCUGUUUGCGGCACUGUCGAUUGUGGCCCUCUCCGCUGGCAGUGUUAUCGGAAGCAGACAGUUCCCGCCUGCGUUCUAGCCCGAGGAGGGACUGCGUUACCUGGACCUUUGUUCAGGAGGCAUACAUCCGUGAGGCGCGUGAGGGCGCGUCUCACAUCUCCAAAGCGUUGCCACGCAUGCUAUGA